GUUUCCGGGUUUCAAAGAAGUGCGACUCGUGCCGGGGAAACACGACAUCGCCUUCGUGGAGUUUGAAAGCGACACUCAGGCGGGUGUGGCCAAGGACGCGCUGCAGGGCUUCCGGAUCACGGCGACCUGCGCCAUGAAGAUCACCUACGCCAAGAAGUAGUCGCCUCGUCCAAUCAGAGACGGGACACAGAGACUGAGGGGGGGCGGGGCUGGCGGUUUGGGGGAUUUCUGUCGUCUGGCGGUGUGCGCAGCCUAAUGGCGUCUGUUUGUUUUUGUUUUUUUAAGUAUAUUUUCUAAGAGGAACGCCACGGAGCUGCUUCUGAUUUUGUAAAAUAAAAUCAUUUUUCAUAAACGUGCCUCACAUUUUUACUCUGACCCCCUCAGGUCUCAGAGGUCACGGUGUCAUCUGACGAGGGUUUAGAGAGCACUCUUCUCCUUAGUGACCAGCGGUUGGCAUGGUUGCCAGUCGGCGUUUGAGCCUGUGUGGUUUUAGACGUGAGCGCUGAGACGACUCGAGCCUGUGUGUUUUCGCUGCGUUUCACCUCAGGCUGCUUUUACAUUAUUGAUCAAAGCUACGUGUCGUCAUGCCGACAGGUUGGCUCACGCCUGCGGCGCCGGCGGCUCGUCUCGGGUCUUCAGGAUAUGAAAACCUUGUUAAAGCAAAGCCUCGGGUUUUAUUUCUGUCGUAGCCGAGUUGUAGUUGAUCAUCAACAACAUCCAAUUAAAAUCCAAAAGUUUCACCAAACGUGAAGCUCCGCCUCUGUUAGUACAGUAACCUCACAGCAGCCGUAUUAUUGGUCAGAUGAUGUCAUUCAAAAGGCUCCAACAGUACAAACACGCUCAGGUCAGGUGACGCUUCAGCCACCUGUGUCACCAUCCGCCGGCUGGUUAAACGUGCAGAUGCGUUAUAACUGCACUGGUGUCAGAACGGAGGAUUGGCUCAAACUACAGGGGUUUUUUUUCUACGCUUGGGUCUGUAUGAUGUCACAGAGCUCUUGUCCUUAUAUGGUCAUCGGGCCUUGCCAGCUGCUGUUCAAAGCUUUACCUUAGGAUAACCUGUUUCUGCGACGAAGCUGACGAGACCCGACCCCUUAAGAUAGAACUGAGCAGAACAGGAUUCUUCUGGGUUUUAAAGUAGAACUUCUUCCUCUUGUUUCUGUCAACGUUGUGAUUUUUUUAUUAAAAGUGAUUUAAACAUG
Messenger RNA from Haplochromis burtoni (Burton's mouthbrooder), 1199 nucleotides. Its product is annotated as U1 small nuclear ribonucleoprotein A-like. Gene Ontology annotation, biological process: mRNA splicing, via spliceosome. Gene Ontology annotation, cellular component: U1 snRNP. NCBI's taxonomy places the organism in Eukaryota, Metazoa, Chordata, Actinopteri, Cichliformes, Cichlidae. The record is from RefSeq and is a predicted model, not a curated record. Gene Ontology annotation, molecular function: U1 snRNA binding.